Molecule: messenger RNA, 952 nt
Organism: Chara braunii
Lineage: Eukaryota; Viridiplantae; Streptophyta; Charophyceae; Charales; Characeae
Source: the annotation of a GenBank genome assembly
GCGCCAAGUUUUCGAAUCGAGCCCUUCUGUGCCCGCUCUCGAAUAAGGUUUGCUGGCUGAUUCCGUUUUGCGAUUCCAUUUGGACGCGAGCAUCCCGUUAGCCUACCGGCCCGUCGUGUUCCGUUACUGCUGUCCUGAGAGUAGUAAGCAGGAGAUCGAUUGCAGCAAGAUGUCGACAGGUGAGACUUCGCUGAUGGGAGAGGCGGGGGGCUCCACGUCAGCAGGAAGCAGACGACCAAAACGCUUCGAGAUCAAGAAGUGGAACGCUGUUGCGCUUUGGGCUUGGGACAUUGUUGUCGAUAACUGUGCUAUUUGCAGGAACCACAUCAUGGAUCUAUGUAUCGAGUGCCAAGCGAACCAAGCCAGUGCCACAAGUGAUGAAUGCACAGUUGCUUGGGGUGUAUGCAAUCAUGCCUUCCAUUUUCACUGCAUCAGUCGGUGGUUGAAAACACGCCAGGUCUGCCCGUUAGAUAAUAGUGAGUGGGAAUUUCAGAAGUACGGGCGCUGACCUCAACAGCUGCGCAGCAGCGCAGGCUGUCGGGCCUGCUUUCCCCGUUGUGCUUGUCCAUCUGCGAAUGAUGUACGCAAUGGGGUGUGUCAUCGGUACAAUAAUCUGUCAGAGCACUCUGCGGGUAAGCCCCUGCAGCUAACAGCGAGUGAGUAGGAGUUUCCGAAGUGUGUAUGUAGUCCUUAGGCGCGACCGUGUUCGCAGUUGAUUGCAGCAGCGCAGCAGCCGCAGCAGCAGCACCUUGCCGGGCCUGCUUUUUCCCCAGAUGACCGGAAUGGUCAGGAGGCAGAAAAGGUUUUGGGCCUGCCGGUGGCCGCCGGGAGCGUCUCUUUGUGAAGUGGAAAAGGUUUUCGGCCUACCGGUAGCCGCCGGGAGUUUCUCUUUGCGAAGCAGGUGGUCCUCAAUGGAGCUUGUUGGAGGUCCCAACAAAUCUGUUUAUGAAGC